Molecule: messenger RNA, 5490 nt
Organism: Cinara cedri
Lineage: Eukaryota; Metazoa; Arthropoda; Insecta; Hemiptera; Aphididae
Source: the annotation of a GenBank genome assembly
AUGAACCAUUUAGGGAAUCGGAGGCUUCAAACUAAAUAUAAACAUAAAAAAGAAGAGUUUCCAGAAUCACUAUUUUCCCUGUCCUUGAAAUGUGUUGCGCACAAUUUGCACUUCAUUUGUAGAGCUACAUCAUCUGGAUAUCAAUUAAACGAAGGAAUAAAAUUACCUAGUUACAUAAGUAACCCGUUUUUUGAAAUAUAUCAAAAUGGCGAACAAAUAUCUGAUUAUUUUGUUUCUUUAUUCAAAGAUGUCACCAGGACUAACUUAACGUCGGUUAAUAUAAAUAAUUCGAAAAUCACAGACGACGGUCUUCUAUGCCUGCUACACGAUAAUUUAUAUGAUCUUACCCUUACCAACUGUCAUGGUCUCUCGUCGAAAACCUAUAUAAAUAUAUCCAAGCACGCUGUAAAACUUCAACUAUUAAAUAUUGAUCACAGUGUACCAAUAAACCCUUUUGAAAUGCUGAAAAACGGUUUAAUACCUAGGAACAAUUUUUGUCCACCAACAUCCAAUCUCAAACAUUUUGUAUUACGGUCAAUAGAAAAAUUUCUGAGUUGUAUACUUAAAAACCUUUUAAACCUUAGGGUAUUGGAUCUCUCUUAUUGUUUAGAUCUUGGCAGUUUUAAAUUGAAUCACAUAAAUCAACUUCCCUACUUACAUACAUUGAUACUUUUCAAUGUGGAUCGUUUGCCACACUUUAUUGAAACAGCACACGAUAUCUGUACACAGGAAUCUCUCAUGUGAGUAUUAUACAAAUGUAUUUAAUUGUAUCAAUUUAAUAUUUAAAAACUGCAUGUGCCCAGUGUUUUAGAUAUAUCACAAACAGAUCAAAGACAAGGUGUUUACAAAGAUGGAAAUAAAACAUUGGCACUAAUUGUGAAAUAUUUUCCAAAUCUCAUGUAUUUAGAUAUUUCUGGAACAAACUUAGCUGGAAAAGGUAAGUUCACGAUUUUUUUCUUGUCAACUAUUUUCAAAUGUCUUCCUAUUUGUCUUCACUGAUUUAGGUAUUGCUGAAUAUUCUCAAUUAUAUGAGUCAUUGAGUAGCAAGAAGUCAGACAUUCUUGGUUUAGAAAGCCGAGUAGAUAAUCCUUUAGAAUUUUUAGGUUUAUACCAUACUACGCAUAAUGCUUGUAAACGACAUGAUAUUCCAGCAAAAUCUGUAAUUAAUGAAUAUAUAUAUAUACUUAAUAUUUAAUAAAAAAAAAAAAAUGGUUCACUAAUAUAUGAAGUUAUGUUUGUAUUUACUUUUCAUAGAUAAGUGGUGAUGCAAAUGAAAUACAACUAUUCAAUGCUGCUGUCUCAUGUAUGAAUAAACCAAAACAACUAAAAAACAUAUUAGAUGAUUUUACUUAUUUGUUGAAAAAUAACCGAUGUAUGCAGACUAUUCAAACACUGGAUAUAGUAUUAGAAGCUCUUACUAAAUAUGUAAAUAACCGUCUUAUCCAAGUUUCUGGAAAGUUAGUACUUACUAAUGCAUUUUACUAUAUAAAUUAUUAAAUGUUUAAUUAAAAAUUGUUUAGUUUUACUCUGUACUAUAUUUUGAAAAGCCCGCCAUUUGUAUUGACCAAUGUAACAGCUAAACGUAUCCUUACUACAACAUUAACUGGGAUAGAGUUUCACAAAUAUGAUGGAGAAAUACUGUUCAAUGGAUGUCAUGUUAUCUGUCAUUUGAGAGUUGAAGAUGUGGUAUUUAUCAAUAAAUAUUAUUUUUAUAAAAUAUAGUUUAUGUUUAAAUGACAGUGCUAAUCUCAAGAAUUUCUGAAAUGGAUUUGGAUAUGGUUUUCAAUGUUAUAAUUUGCAAUUUUUGAAAAUGUAUAACUGGUUUUUCCACAGAAUUUAAAUCCUAAAUUAUGGUAUACUUGAUUUUUGAACUUAGAAUUUUAAAAUUAAUUUCUUUAUUUGUGGGUAUCCUUGGUGGCAUACAUGAAACAAAAAACAGUUAUUUUGGACAAAAUAAUCACUUUUUAAAAAAUGAUAAAUAAAUAUACAAGUGUUGAACAGACAUUUAAUUUGUCAUGGAAAGAUCUUGUGGAUAGUAAAAAUAUGCAAUGUUUUAUUAAAACUUCUAUUUCUUGUCAAUAAUUAAAUAAAAAAAAAAAAUGAUAUUACACAUUUUUAAUGUUCAAUUUAAUUAUUGCAAAUUUAUUAACCAAUUUUUAUAUUAUAUAAAUAUUUAAAAAACCAAACAAUUGUUUUUUAAUUUUAAAAAUAUAUGAAAUAUUUUAUAUAUUGGAUUUUAAUUUAAGAUUUAAAUAACACUCAUAAUUUGGCACAUAACUAAUUUUUAACUCAUUUUUCUUAUAUAAUACUGUGAUACUACAUUCAUUUUAGUUUUUUUUUUUUUUUUUUUUACCAUAUUUGCUCUUGAUACUGAUCAUUUAGAUUGUUAAAUGGUGGAAUAAAUUUUUAUGACUGAACAAUAAAUUAAUUAAUUAUGUAGUUCAAAUUUAUUUUUAUUUUAUAAUUUUAUAUAAGUAAAAUCAUUUAGCAUAAAAAUAAAUAUUUUAUUCCCUUAGGUAUUGCAUUAAAUAAUGUAUAGGUAUAAAUAAGAAUAUUAAAAAAAAGUUUAUAUUAAAGAUGUGUGCAACAACUUUUGUAGACGGAUAGUUGAGGAAGUGGAAUACAUUAAGUUAUUUAAUUUAUUUAAGUUAAGUUAGAAAGUUACUUAAAAAGUAAAUUACUUUACCUAGAUAGUUUUUACUCAUAAUAACUUUGAAACUUAUUUAGUUGAAUUGAAUGUGGAAAAUAUUCUAACUCAUUAAAAACAAAAAGAAACUAGUUAUUUUUGAUUUUUUUUUUCCAUUUCAAAAAUCCAAAUGUUUUGUAAAACAUUGAGUAUUUUCAAUUUUAUGAUAAAAACAUUUUUCUUGUCAUAUUAUUCAGUACCAAAUUAUAGUUGGCCUUAGAUCAUAUAUUGAUAUGUAUAUGAUCUAAGUAGUCAGCUAUAUUCUAGUGGUGUUUAUAUGUCUAUAGCACUGAGAUAGAUAAGAAUAUACUCUAUAUUAUUUUCUAAUUUGUAAUUGGUAAUACACGAUAACCACCAGGACACAUUAUAGACAUAUAGCCUAUAGACUAUUAAAAUAUUAUGUUCAAGGCCUCUUUUUAAAAUUAAACUAUAUAUUAUAUCCAAUAUAUGCAAUAUAGGUAAUAUUAUGCUUUAUUAUAUUAUUAUCAUAAUACAUUCAUAUUUCAUCCUAUCAUAUUUAUAUUAUUAUAAUUAUGUCAAUAUAGACAAUUAUAGUGUUACACUAAUUUUAUUUAUUAUUUUGUUAAACUUUCUAUGUUUUAAUAACUGAUAUUCCUAUUCAUUUCCAAGAAAUUAAAGUUAUUACCUACCUACUUGAAACAUUUGAUCAGUUCAAUUUAAUGUUUCAAUCAUCAUCAAUUUAAAUUAAUACAUACUUAAUAAUUAAUUUACAUAAUACUUUACAUUUGAACUGGUUUUUAAAUUUAUAUUUUAAACUAAAAAUAAAAAAACAAACUUCUAACUUCUAUUAUAGGUCAUAUAAAUGAUCUGAUUCAUUUCAAUCAGGUAAACAAGAUGAUCUGGUUCAAAGACCUGUAUAAUGUAACAUAUUUUAGAUUCUUGUAUUAUUAUAAAAAAAAAUUUUAAAAUAGUGAAGUAUCAUAUAAAAAAUUGAUCACUAUAAUUUUAUAUUUUAUACAAUUUUUAUUUUUAGAUCCUCAAAUUUAACUGCACAGUUCAGAUAUUACUUAAGUUUAUUUCUAGAGGAGAUUAUGAAGAACUUCAGAGAAUGAUUAUUAAUUUUUUUUUCUUAAUGAUACCAGAACUGAAUAAUAAACAAAAAAAUCAACUGAUAGAAUUGUGUUUUAUCGAGGUAUAGAAAUAAAAUAUAUUAAUUAGUAAUAAAUUAUUAUCAUUAGUGGUUUUUUCUUAGAGUAGUUAAUUGACCUACUCUAAAAAAUGUAAUACUUAAUUAAUCCAUUUUUAUUAGAAUAAAAUUAAAUCAAUAUUUAUUCUGACAUAAAAUAUAUGUAUUGAAACCCAUUUUUGUUUUAAAUGUAAUUUCAUUAUUUAGAUUUAAAAAUAAAUCUAAAAGUAUGUAACUGAUUAUGUAUUCAUUAUUUAAUCAUGAAGUGCAUAAUUUGUUAUUUUUGGAUUUCUUCUUUCCUAUUAUAUUUCUGUAUUUUAUCUUUUUAUCUUUAUUUGUUAAUUUUUUUUCAAAACCAAUUUAUAUUAGCGUCAAUUUUUUAUUUUAAAUCAACUUGUUAUUUAUUCAAUUAUGAUUCUAAAUUGAGAAUUAAAAUUUGUAUUUUUAUAUAGAAAAUCAUAAAUAUAAUUACGAAAGGGCUUUUUUUAAGAACAUGGAAUGAUACUUAUAAAAAAGCCUGGAUAAUAUUGUGGAAUGCAACAGAUAAAGCAUCAGUUUGUAAAAGGUUCCUUGAUGAAUUUUAUAUGGAUUAUUACAAGGAAUUCUUCUCGGUAGAAAUAAUAAUAACUAAAUGAAUGCAUAUAGUUUACAAUUUAGUUUUCUUUUUAGUAUUUUACAAAUCAAUAUGAUCUGAUGGUACAUAUGUUGGGUGUAUUGGGAAACGUUGCUGAAGUUAAAAAUCUUCGACCAAGACUAAUUCAACGUAAAAUUAUUAAAGUGUUAUCUGAUCAAUUGUUUUCAACUCAGGAAGGAAUUGAAGUAACAAAAAUUAUUGAUUUUUUUUUUCGGUUUACCUAAGCAAUAAUAUUUUUUCUUUGUGUAUAGGUUAGUUAUAAUGCUGCUAGAAUUAUUGCAUAUUUAGCUUCAGAUGAUAAUACAGUAUGGCGUAUAAAAGGUCCCAUAAGAUGUCAAGUAUUAAAAAAAAUGACUGAAGCUAUGCUAAACUGGAAUCUAGAUGCCCAACUACAACUUGACUAUCGUUCUUUUAAGUCAAUAUUACAGCUGGCUAAAGUAAGGCAUACUGUUGAAUGUGUCCAUUGGGCAGUCUGGGCUUUAGCAAAUUUCACUAAAGUAUGCCGUAAGUAUAAUAUUCAAUUGUUUAAAUGUCUUUUUUUUGUAGUAUGCUACCAAUUAAUUAAUGAAUCCUGACAAGCAUAAAUCUCUCUACCCCUCUUUAAUCAUUUCAGUUUUUCAGUCAACUCUAGGUCUUAAUUUUCUUAAGUCUUUGAAUAUCAUCUUCUCACCAUAAUUUUGGAUAACCUAAAAGGUCAUUUUCCCUGAAGAAUAAAUUCAGUUUUUGAACCUGUUAAAUAAGUUUGUCUAACUUAUACCAUGCAUGUAUUUAUAAUAUUCAACUUAAAUCCAAAUUGAAUUGCUCAAAAAAAUAGUUCAUAGUUUUGAUUAUAUAUUAUUGGUUUAAGCUGAAAAAUGCUGUUCAAUUGUGAUAGCUGAAGGAGGUAUAAGAAUUAUGCAUGAAUUACUUGAAGAUGAUCAAAUUAAUGAGAAUAUGGCAAUCAACAGCUUAGCCAAAACUGUCAUUAACCAAUGUAUGAUUUUCAUGGAAAGCACUGAAGAGGCAUCACAGAUUGAUAAAUGA